Messenger RNA from Ilex paraguariensis (yerba mate), 2715 nucleotides. NCBI's taxonomy places the organism in Eukaryota, Viridiplantae, Streptophyta, Magnoliopsida, Aquifoliales, Aquifoliaceae. The record is from the annotation of a GenBank genome assembly.
AUGCCGGAACUGCCCCCAAUCCCUUCAAUCAACACUGCCGCUGUUGGUCCGCAUGACAAGACCGUCGAAGCGGAAUCUUCAAAGUCCACACUUUUUGGACCUCAAUCUCUGGGGGCACUUCUGUCGCCUCCACUUCUGCCAUCACUGCCACCAUCACUAGCACCUUCGGCGGAGCCGUCACUUUCUCCGGUGGACAUGGACUCUACUUCAGCUGGAACCAAACUCACCCUUGCCGACAUUUCUCAACCUCCGCCGUUGCAAGAAUUGUCAAUAUCACCAUCGACGACACCGGCUGGCCGUUCCUCACCUGAAAUCGCUCACCUUGUCAUCAACGUCAAUUCCGUUGACGAUAGUGAGGCAAAACUUCGAGUCCAAACCAUCGUCAGAGACAAGGACGUGGACUCCUUGAGGGGACUUGCCGGCGGUGCUGAAAAAGUUGCUUCCAUUUUCGGUUCUCACAUAGAGACAGGACUUAGUACUUGGCCACCACAACCACAAGGCAGUAAAGCUGUCCAUCCUCGGAGCUUAUUCCACUUCUUGCUUAAGGCUUGCAAUAACUACACAAUAUAUCUCCUUUUAAUCUCAGCUUUUAUGUGCUUCAUCACAAAUAUGAUAGAGCAAGGACCUGAAAUUGGAUGGGUUGAUGGGGCGUUCAUCAUGGCCAACAUUUUCUGCCUUGUGACAAUCCCUUCGGUUGUUAAUCUCUGCCGAGCAAGAAAAGCUAUAAGCAAGCUGUUGGAGAAAAUUGAGUCAGAAAUGCUCAAUGUUGUGAGAGAUGGAAAGUCCCAAAGAGUUGAUAUUUUUGAUGUUUUGGAAGGUGAACUUGUUAAAUUGUCCAAGGGCGAUGUGGUACCUGGAGAUGGGUUGCUUGUACGUGGCAAUGGAUUGGUGUUGGAUGAGGUGUUGGACCGCCAUGUCGAUUGUAAUCGACACCCAUUUCUCUUCUCUGGUUCAAGGGUUGUUGAUGGAGACGGCGACAUGAUCGUCACGUCAGUGGGUUCAACCAAUAUUGAAUUGAUGGACUUGUUGACCUCUGAUGUGCCUGAAGAGACCUUGUUCCAAGCCCGGAUUGAAGAACUCAACACUUAUGCAGAUUAUAUUGCCCUCGGCACCUCUAUAGUCAUUACUUUUGUGUCAUUCCUCCGAUUUUUCUACACAAAACACAGCAACGAGAAUGGUGAUGUGGAUGAUCAGUUGCCACAAUGGAAGGCUGGCCAAGUGUCAGUCCAUGCGAUGAUGAAGAUUUUUGAGGGAAUUUUUUUGAGAAAGCAAGGAAUGAUCCCAACUUUGACAAGUUCACUUACUGUUGCUGUGUUAGGGUUACAAAAUCUUGUUCCCUUCACAAUUUCAGCUUCUCUCUCCUACUGGAGCAGGAAGAUGAUGGCAUCUUCUAUGAUUAACGCUAAAAAAUUAUCAGCCAUUGGCACCAUUGGCUUGGCCACUGUUUUGUGCAUCGAUGUAUCUAAAGGGUUACUGGUGGAUUUUGAUAAUAACCCAUGUCUGGAAGUUGUAGAAACUCUUCAAAGAGAUGGAGUGUCCAUCAAAUUCGUAUCAAGGGAUGAUGUGGAGGACGUGAGAACUAUGGUUCAACAGCUUGGAAUAAAUACUGUUUCAAAUGAAGUGGUGGUUUACGGCGACACAUUUGAGAAACUCAUGGAUGAAAGGGUAGAGAAGCUGGACCGUGUCGCCAUGUUGUGUAGCCCACAGCCUAAGCACAAUCACCUCAUGGUGAAGGCCUUGAAAAAAAAAGGAGAUGUGGUUGUAUAUUUUGGGGGGUUGACAACAGGUGAUGUUUCAGCUUUGAAAGAAGCCGAUGUGGGGGUUUCUAUGGAAAAUAAAAGCACCCAAAUGGCCAGAGCGAGGUCCAGCAUAGUUGUUCCUUCAGACAAGGGUCUGAUUUCAUUAGUUCAAAUCCUGAAGUUUGGUCGAGUUGUUUAUGGAAAGAUUCAAAAGUUUAUUCUACUUGUGCACACUGCAAGCAUAUCCGGGUUGUUGAUAACUUUAUUCACGACAAUCUGUUUUGGAGAGUCUCCAAUAACAGCAAGUCAAUUGAUGUGGGUAAAUUUGAUCAUAUGUAUCCUUGGUGGCCUGAUGAUGAACAUGGAUCUUCCAUUUCUGGAACCAAUGACCCAUGAAGAUGAAACCCUAACCAAAAGGACUAAAUCACUUAUGACGAAAGUCAUGUGGAGAAAUUUCAUCUGCCAAGUCGUGAUCCAGACUGUUGGGUUCUUGAUGGUCUCUCAGUUUAUGGGAAGAGCCAUACCUGGAAUGAACCAAAAUGAACAAAAAGCCAUACUUUUCAAUACUUUUACACUGUACCAGGUCUUCCAGAUAUUCAUUGCCGUGAAAUUGGCGAAAAAGGAAGUUUUCAAGGUUGUCCUACAGAAUCAAAACUACUGGUUUUUAGUGGCUCUGGGUGUUUUUAUAGGUUCGCAAGUGCUUGUGGUUGAUUACGGGACAAGUCUAGCCAAUUACAUGAGCUUGGAUGGGGGGAAAUGGGUUCUUUGUUUCCUAUUUGUGUUGCUGCUUUGGGGGCUUGAUUGGGUUCUGCAAUUCAUUUCAGCUCUCAUCGCUAAGAGCUCUAUCUCUAUGGGAUCAAUUGCAUUGGCUACUAUUUCCUCAAUGAGGACGACCUUGGUCUUUGCUCCUUGCCUGGGUUUUAUGUGCUCUAUGUUCGUGAUCAUCUCCUUCUCACAGGAGAGUAAAAUUGAGUGA